This is a messenger RNA of Sarcophilus harrisii (Tasmanian devil), 1815 nucleotides long. RefSeq names its product glutamate ionotropic receptor NMDA type subunit associated protein 1 (gene GRINA). Gene Ontology annotation, cellular component: Golgi apparatus; membrane; endoplasmic reticulum. Gene Ontology annotation, biological process: negative regulation of apoptotic signaling pathway. The record is from RefSeq and is a predicted model, not a curated record. NCBI's taxonomy places the organism in Eukaryota, Metazoa, Chordata, Mammalia, Dasyuromorphia, Dasyuridae. The transcript has 8 exons. The coding region runs from base 80 to 1162 and encodes 360 amino acids.
GGAGAGGCAGGCAGGAGGACAGACACAGAGAGCCGCGCGACAGACAGCCCGAGACCGGGCCCCCGACAGCGGGCAGCGGAUGAGGAAGAUGCAGCCUUGCAAGGUGGUGAUUGUCAAACCUGCCGCCAUGUCCCAUGAAAAGAGUUUCUUGGUGACCGGGGAUGUUAAUGCCUCUGCCAACCCUGGAUACCCUGGAGGGUCUCAGCCUCCAAUGCCACCCUACCCUGUGGCCCCCCACCCACCACCCCCCUUUCAGUCUGGUUAUGGUCAACCAGGGUACCCGCAGGGGCCCUACCCCCAGGGGCCCUACCCUCAGGGGCCCUACCCUCAGGGGCCCUAUCCGCAGGGACAUCACCCACCAGGGGGUUACCCACCUUUUCCCACCAAUCCUUAUGGACAGCCACAGGAAUUUCAGGACCCUAACUCACCAAUGCGUGGAAACUAUCAUGGUGAAGGGCCUCCAUCCUAUUAUGACAACCAAGACUUCCCAGCCACGGACUGGGAUGACCAGAGCAUCCGCAGGGCAUUUAUUCGAAAGGUGUUCCUGGUCCUUACCCUGCAGCUGACUGUGACCCUUUCCUCUGUGGCUGCGUUCACCUUUGUGGAAGAUGUGAAGGUCUUUGUCCGGACCCACGUCUGGACAUACUAUGUCUCCUAUGCUUUCUUCUUUGUCUCUCUCAUCAUCCUUAGCUGCUGUGGGGAAUUUAGACGAAAGCACCCCUGGAACCUCAUCGCUUUGUCCGUCCUGACCCUGAGCUUGUCCUACAUGGUGGGCAUGAUCGCAAGCUUCUAUGACACAGACGCCGUCAUCAUGGCUGUGGGCAUCACCACCAUCGUCUGCUUCACGGUGGUCCUCUUCUCUCUGCAGACCCGGUACGACUUCACCUCCUGCAUGGGGGUGCUCCUGGUCAGCACAGUGGUGCUGCUGGUCUUUGCCAUCCUCUGCAUCUUCAUCCGCAACCGCAUCCUGGAGAUCGUGUACGCCUCGCUGGGAGCCCUGCUCUUCACUUGCUUCCUGGCAGUGGACACCCAGCUGCUUCUGGGGAACAAGCAGCUGUCCCUGAGCCCUGAAGAAUAUGUGUUUGCGGCCCUGAAUCUCUACACAGACAUCAUCAACAUCUUCCUCUACAUCCUGGCCAUCAUUGGCCGGGCUAAGGAGUAGCCCUGGCCGGGCUCCACCCACCCGCCCCCUCUCUCUGCCUCCUUGCCCCCUUCUCCUCUCCCCUUCUCCCCUCCCUCUCUGAGCUCUCUGCCCUCUUCCCUUCUCUUUUCUCUCUCUCCUCAAGUCUGGGUGCUGCUGCCUCACAGGCAAGGGGCAAGGUAGUCUGUGCUCUUCCCCUUCUCCUUCCCUAGGGCUGAGGCUGAGGCUCAGGGAGCCCCCUCCCCCUGUAUAUAAUUGUGCAUAUAUUUAUGUUGAAACCAUAGCCCCGACUGUGGUGGCCCUGUCCGUGUCCCCAGCACGGCCUCACCCCACUCCAGAGCUUGAGGGGAAGGGACUGACUGAGCCAGGCCCCUCUCCCUUCUCAUGCUGCAUGAGCCCUGCCCUCUGACCCUGCCUGUUCCCUGAGGUGGGGACAGACUCCAGGCUUCAAGGAAGAGGAAUGAGCCCAAGGUCUAAGGGUGCACGUCUUUCCUCAGCACUCCCACCUUCCCGCCCCUUCAGCCUGGUGGGGAGCAGUCCCCUUCCUCUCCCUGGUCCCCCUGCCCUCCUUUGGGGGAGGGGAGGAACGCCCCCUGGACUGAGCAUCAAGAGAAGGGGGGACUGGAUGUGUUUCAAUCCUCCAGCUAUUGUCAAUAAAGCUCUAAUAAAUGUGA